GGCAGCACCUAUGGGAGGCCUGUAAUCUGCCAGCAACCUAUGACAAAAUGGAAAACCAGCAGGAGGAGUGUGAGGAGACCUGAAAGUGGCACAUGGCAGAGUGGAAACAGAGCAAUGGGGGAGGCGGUACAGGGACCCAUGACACACUGUGGACCCAGCAGCAGCGUGACCAGGCGGUACGGGGGCCCAUGGCAGAUUUGGGGCCUGGCAGCACCUAUGGGAGGCCUGUAAUCUGCCAGCAACCUAUGACAAAAUGGAAACCAGCAGGAGUGUGAGGAGACCUGAAAGUGGCACAUGGCAGAGUGUGAGCAAUGGGAGGCGGUACAGGGACCCAUGUCACACUGUGGACCCAGCAGCAGCGUGAC
Messenger RNA from Staurois parvus, 365 nucleotides. Lineage: Eukaryota; Metazoa; Chordata; Amphibia; Anura; Ranidae. The record is from the annotation of a GenBank genome assembly.